GACUUCAGUUAUCUAACCAGCAUAUAGGAAAUUAUUGUCUACUAAGAUAAAGGACUUUUCGAAUGAAUAAAUUUUUAACAGCAAGCUUUAUAGAUCUAAAGACAUUGGUUACUGUUAGUGGACAAUUGAAAUUUCACUGACGAAUAUGAGACGUAUUGAAUAUUUUCACUUAUAUCAGUACAAAAAAUGAUUUGUGGCUGUGGUAACAAUAUUUCACAGCAGUUAUUCAUCAAUGGACCUCAAGUACUAUGCUGCCCAACAAAAGUCACUGAGGUUACUAAAGCCAAUGAAGUACAAAUAGCAUUCAGCUACAUUCUAUGGAGAACAGAAGAAUUUUGGAGGCUAACAGGAUAUAAGGCUAGGAACUCUCCUCCAUAUGAUGCAAUUCAUCCAGAUUGGAAGGUGGCUGUAAGUGAAAAUCGAAUAGCAGCCAUCACAGAAAGAGGGUCAGUUGUAUUGUGGGAUAAAGAAAAUAGAUGGAGAAUGCUCACUUUUCAAACACUCCUGCAAAGUAAUUCUCAAGGACAAGAUUUAGAAAAGCGUGAUGACUCUUUCCAGUUACCAAAAGACUGUGAGGGUGAAACUGUGGAAAGUCACAUUCAAACUGUACAUGACAAAGUUAAAAUGGAGAGUGUUAAUAAGAAUCAUUGUGAAUGCAAAAGUGUACAAGGACAUAGUUUAAAACAUAUCCCAUCAGACUUCAUGCUCAUUUCUGACAUCCCUAGCAGUUCAUCAACAUCAGGUGAGAAAAAUAGUCAAGAAACCGAACAGCCUCAAAAGAGCUUCCAGAAGCUACUUAUUGAAGACAAUGCAUUGCUUGCUAUUGACAUUGAUGGUGUUGCUUACAGCAGUAAUAUACCUAUGCAAGUUGGUAGGCAGCAAGUAUCAGAAAUAGCCUUAGGAAAAGAACAUUGCAUGGCUCUUACCAAAGAUGGUGAAGUCUAUACUUGGGGUGGUGGAAUGCGUGGUCAGUUAGGAACUGGAGUGUUACAUUUUUCUGAUGUUCCUUUGCAAGUAGAAAACCUUCAUGGCCUGUUCAUCAAAUCUAUAUCUUGUGGAGGCUGGCAUUCUACAGCUUUGAGUGAUUCUGGAGAUGUUUAUGUGUGGGGUUGGAAUGAAAGUGGCCAACUUGGAUAUCCUUUCAAAACUAAAGAGAAAAGAUCCCUAUAUAUUUCUUUGGAUCACCAUUGCCAGUGUCCUGAACCAGUUUGUCAGGAGGUCACUUCAUGCUCUGUGGAUGGAACGUUAUCCAAGGCCACAGGAGUUGAAAUAGGAGUUGAAAAGGACAAGAGAAUCAAUCCUGAAAGAUCAAAAGAUGUUUUGAAUGUUCAGGCAUCUCCUAAGCUCUUGAACUUUUGGGUAGAGAGCUAUAGUUUAACUGAUAUUGCAUGUGGAGAUCAGCAUACAUUGUUUCUAUUAGAUGAUGGCAGUGUGUGGUCUGUUGGCAUGAACAAGUAUGGUCAGCUGGGUCUUGGUCAUACUGAAUGUUUUGAAGAGCCUGCUGAAGUACCUUUAAAAAAUGUCACAAAGAUAUUUGCUGGAGGAUGGAAUUCUAUUUUUGUAACUAGCUGAGUAAGCAGCAUAGUAGUUUUCAAGAUUAUGUAUUUUGUUGUUAUACACUGCAGUUAGUAGUACUUGGUUUAUACUCGUUGUGUUUGGAUUUUAUACGUACCUUGUUUUUUGUAGGUUAUAAUUUUUAAAAGUACUAUUUCUUGUUUCUAGCUGUGUGAAUAGCAGUUAUCUCAUCUAUAACUAUGUUUAAUGGGUCAGUUUAUUGAUUAUCCUUGGUUUGUCCUUUAUAUUUCUCUGUUAAUGGGUCAGUUUAUUGAUUAUCCUUGGUUUGUCCUUUAUAUUUCUCUGUUAAUGGGUCAGUUUAUUGAUUAUCCUUGGUUUGUCCUUUAUAUUUCUCUGGUAACUUCACUCUGUGGAAUACCAUCUAUACUGAAUCAAGUGUGUGUACGUUUAUGGAGUAGCCCUCUAGGACUUUAAUACUGAUGCAUGCUUGGCAAUGCCUAGGAAAAUGCGGCCUGCAUUUUUUGCGUAGUUUUUCUGGCCAAGAUCUUUUUUUUGCACAAAGAUUUCAUUAUUGUUACAGAUUUUUAUCAAUGUGUAAUAAUAUCCUUUUUUUAAGGAUAUUUUUUGAUGUAACAGUAUUUGAUAACAUUUUAAUAUUAGUUUUGCAUGUACUUAUGUUCCUGUUGCAUACCUCAAGCUCUGCAUCCUUUAAUCAGAAUUAACAGAAAUGUUUAUUUGCUUUGAUGUUAGCAUUUUCAGUCUAUAAAUUUCCCAUUGUAUAAAGCCAGAAAAUAUACCAUAUCCCAAAAUGAUUAUUGUUAUACGUAUACAGUGGACCCCCCGUAUUCGCGUUCUCCAGAUUCGCGGACUCACACAUUCGCGGAUUUCUCUCGGGAACGUUUCCCUGCAUUAUUCGCGGAAAAUUCGCGCAUUCGCGGUAUUUUUCUAUGGUAAAUAUCCACAAAUUCCUGGUUUUUUUGAUGAAUUUCAUCAUAAAAUGCACUUUUUGUGAUAAAACUAUUAAAAAAACCAUGUAUGAAAAUUUUUAGUGGGUUUUUCUUGAGUUUUAACUAACAAAAUAGGCUGUUUUUAGCAUUUUUAUAGGGGUUCCAAACAUUCGCGGGUUCUAACUAUUCACGGGGGGGUCUGGUGCGCAUCCCCCGCGAAUACGGGGGGACCACUGUAUUAGGUUAAUGCAAUCAUUGUCACCUUACUAGACUCAUAACAUUACCCACAAGAUUUGUUCUUAAAUGAGAAGGUGAAAAGUGAAAGAUGGUAAAGAUAAAGAAAUUGAACUGGCAAGUAUGAAGAUAUGAAGAGUUCUUGGGGACAGAUGAAAAGUAAAAGGAAGAAGGCAGUGCAGCCAAGACCAGAAGUAAUCAAAGAACUUUGAAUACUACGUUAUUAUCCACAUUGUGUUCAACAAGGCAUGCGCUUAGUGACACUCCUCUACAUGGAACAGUGCUUAAACUGUAGGCAAUUUAUCAAUAAAAUAUUCACAUAUAUAAAAACAUCUGUAUACAUCCAUAAAAAACAGACAGAGUUUCACAUUUCUAACCACAGUUACUGUAUAUGCUUCUGAUUUUUUCAUCCUGUAGGGAGGAAGUGCUGUCCAUGCACCUCAUACGUGUCCUGUUGGUAUUACUGAAGGUUCUUUGCUAUGUGAAUUCUGCCCCUAGCUGCAACCCUUUUUGUUUCUUUUACUGUACCUCCUUUCCUGUUCUUUUUCUUCCACCCUCUCCUAACAAUUAAUUCAUAGUGUAACUGUGAGGUUUCACUCCUGUUUUGCCUUUCAAACUUAUUACUGUCGAUUUCUGUUUCAGCGCUGAAUGACCUCAUAGGUCCCAUAACUUGGCAUUUGGCUUAAAUUCUAUAUUCAAUUCUGAUUUUUUCAGUACUGUACAUUAUAUCUUUUGGUUCAAAGUAGUAUGUUUAUUUGCAUUAUACAUGUACAUACAUACUGUAUAUAAUUAUUUAUAUAUUCAUGAAGGUAGUAGAAUGAAUAAAUUACUGUAUAUUGUAAUUAAAAAAG
Messenger RNA from Macrobrachium nipponense, 3547 nucleotides. Its product is annotated as E3 ubiquitin-protein ligase HERC2-like. Bases 187 to 1572 code for a protein of 461 amino acids. Lineage: Eukaryota; Metazoa; Arthropoda; Malacostraca; Decapoda; Palaemonidae. The record is from RefSeq and is a predicted model, not a curated record. The transcript is spliced from 9 exons.